Molecule: messenger RNA, 1312 nt
Organism: Tigriopus californicus
Lineage: Eukaryota; Metazoa; Arthropoda; Copepoda; Harpacticoida; Harpacticidae
Product: dehydrogenase/reductase SDR family protein 7-like
Exons: 5
Coding region: 230-1201 (323 amino acids)
Cellular component (GO): membrane
Molecular function (GO): oxidoreductase activity
Source: RefSeq, a predicted model, not a curated record
CUGAUGAUGCAAGAGAGCAUUGACAGUUCGCGUUUGCUUCCCAAACAUGACCCUUUGGAACUUUGGAUUGGAUUAUUCGGCUGAUUAGCACGAUUCACUGCACUGCUUGCCGACCGAGUCGCAAGAAGGCUCUUAUCUCGAGUUCAUCCCCAAUCCUCAAAUUGGAGUACUGGUGCAGGCCCGAGGUCUCGAGGUCCCGAGGCUAACUCCGAUUUGACAUAGUUCCAACAUGAUCCGUGCUCUGUCGAAAAUCACUCGGUCCGUGGCCAUGACCGUGACUUCCAUCAUGUUAUUCUUGCCCCAGGCUUUUCUACGUCAUCUCCGAUGGCUUCAACUCACAUUAUUUGCUCAGAACUUGGAUGGUCAGGUGGUCCUCAUCACGGGUGCUUCCCAAGGGAUCGGUCGAGCACUGGCUCAUGAACUGUACGGAGCCGGAUGUCGAUUGAUCCUGGCCUCGAGGAAUGUGGAAGCCUUGGAGGAACUCAAACAAGAGCUCUUGCAAUCCUCAGAUAAGAGUCCCAUCCGGAUCCCCUGUGCGGUGCAGUUGGAUUUGGCCGAUCACGGAUCUUUCAAGGAGAAAGUGGAGGAGAUUGAGGGCAUCAGUGGCCCCAUCGACAUCCUCAUUAACAAUGCGGGCAUGUCGAGUCGGAGCAGUGUCAUUGAUAUGUCGAUCCACACCUUGAAGGCAGUCAUGGAUGUCAACUUUAUCGGGACCGUCGAACUUACCCGCGAGUUUUUGCCGCAUUUCCUGAAGCGGAAAAAAGGUCACAUCGUGAAUAUCACCAGUAUCCAGAGUUAUUUGGCGGUCCCGCAUCGUUGCGCCUACAGUGCCUCGAAACACGCCCUGUUGGCCUUCACGGAUACCUUGCGAGCUGAGGUGGCGCAGACAGGCAUUUCUGUCAGUUCGAUUAGCCCGGGUUAUGUGAAUACCAAUAUCGCGAAGAACUCGUUGAAUGGCGAUGGGACCAAUUACGGGAGAUUCGAUAAGGCCAACUUGGACGGUUAUUCCGCUGAAGAGAUGGCCGCUCUCAUCAAAAGUUCCAUUCAGCUCCGAGAAAAUGAGGUUUUGAUCGCUCCUCCAAUCCACCGAUUCGCCACGUUUCUUCGCUUUGUUUGCCCGUCUCUGUUCGCUUUGAUCAUGGCCAGAAGAGCCAUAACGACGGACCCAAAACUGACUAACGCUUCAACCAAGCAGGAUUGAGAAGAGUUCCUCCUUUUACCUUGCUCGCUGAACAGGCAUAAAACACAGAUCAUUACUAUUUCAUACAUCGCAGUUGUGGCAUCUUAAGUGUAGUAAAUGUCAGGAAAGUAA